GGACCAAGUGCUGCGUUGCUGCUUCACACAGCACGCAAAGCGAACGUGGACAGCAGCACACACGAAAGAGGACGCCAGCCGUCGCGACCGAGCGCCGAAAGCGCGUUAGAAAAGGGCAGCCCCAUUCUCAGUAGCCAAGAUGUCGGCCCUCGUGAACGCCAACACGCGCGUGGGCAUGGGCCACACGACCAGAGCGCAGCGCUCCAUGCUCGCCGCGAAGGAGAGCGCGCGGCAGCGCCACGACGACGCGCGCGCGUUCCUCGACCCGAUGAAGCGGAAUUUGCACCGGAACGCGUGGGAGGAGAGGAACGCGCAGCGACUUGAUAGGAGGAGGCGCGAGGAGGAGGCGGCGGCCGUCGCGAAGCAGGAGCAGGAGGCGGCGGAAGUGGAGGAGCGGCGGAAGCGGUUGGAAGAGCUCUACAAGAAGGAGCAGGAGGCGUGGGCGGCCUCGCCUAAAAAAGAAGUACCGGUAGAGGAUGAUCUCGAGCGUGCGCGAAAGAUCGACGCGCGCCGCAAAGAAGAACAGAGCGAAGCGCGAGACAUCGCAAGGGCUCGAUUGGAGGCGUACCGACGAGCCCAGACACCCGAAUACCGAGCGGCCGAGCGCCUGAAGCAGAUGCAUCUGCAUACACAACAGAGGGCCCAGGAUUUAGUAGAGCACGCGUCCAUCCCAAAGGCGGCGGCGCCGUGCGCCGUGAAGACCGACCUCGUCAAUGAUCACUUUAUUCCUUCCGAACACAAGGCGCCGAAGUGCGAAGUCACUAUUGGCUUCGACGACGACGGGGCGCGCACAUUGAGUUCGGGUGCGAAGCGGCGGGCCUUUUCUCGGUGUUGCGUCGAGGCCUUUGAUGCGCCAAAUGCGUUGACCGUCGAACCGCUGGGUCUAGCGGUGCGCGUGAAUCAAGAGGGAAAGCCGGAAUUGGCGGCGACGUUAGUCAUCAAGGGCGACCGGUCGAGCAUCGAAGAGCGAGUGGAGGCGUGGGCUUCGAGGGUCGAGGCCGGCGAGGUUACGGUGCGCGGUUUAAGGGCCAAAUGGGUCGAUAGUGAUGCGGUCUUAUUGGCGCGGCCGCCUAAACAUGAAGCGCAAUCUGCUUACAGGAAGGAGCUGCAGCAGGCUCAAGAACAUAAGGCUUUGAGGGUCGAGGAAGAAAAAGCUGAGGAAAGAGCUCUAGAAUUACAGACGACGUCGCUCUUCGAGCCGGAGAAGGAUGAUGAGGAUGCGGUGGCUACACAACGGCGCGAGGCUAAACAAAGGUUGGACGCGUUGGAGAAGGACGCCGCGGAACUGCGCGAGCGCCAGGCGGCCGAGAAGGCGAUCCGCAUCGCCGAGGAACGUACAGAGGUAGAGGAAAUGCAGGCGGCGGAUCGAGCGGAGUUGGAGAAGCAACGCAUCGAGAAGGCGAAGAGGGUGGAGAUGGAGCGCGCGUAUCGGUUGGAGCUCGCGCGACAAACCCAGCUCGAGGAAGAGAUGGCCCAACAGCAGGAAUCGUCAUUAGAGGAGCCGUCGAUGGCCGGCCUGAGCUGGAGCGAGAGAGACGCGCGCAAGGAGCAGGACCGGAAGGCCUCGGAACUCCUCCAGAAGGAGAUCGAACGGGAUUGGCAGGCGAAGCUCGCCGCGAAGGAGAAUAGGAGACCGGUCACGUUCAACGACGCGGAGAAGGCCUUGCGCGAGAAAUUAUGGAACGAGCACCGGGCGCGCCUCCAGCGGACGAAGGAAUUAGCUAGAAGAGCUCACCUGAACGUCCAAGCGGAAAAUUUUAAAAGAGCCCAGGACAAGCGCGAGCGCGAGGAACGGAUGCGCCAGGAACGGUUAGCUGAGGCCGAGGGCGCUCCUCCUGUGGAGUUUGAUCAUGAUCUCCCGCCCCAUUUAGCGCGGAAGCUCCACCCGUCGCUGCGCCCCGCGACGGCGGACGCUGAUGCUAGAAGAGCAGCUCAAGCGCGGCGAGACCGGCACUUUUCGAUGGCUGCCGGCCGACCAGCGACGGCCGACGCCCAACGGUCGGCGGCGACGACGUGGGAGCCGCUCGCAACCUCCCAAUGGAAGCCGACGUUCCCCCAGUACUAG
Pelagomonas calceolata is the source of this 2065-nucleotide messenger RNA. The record is from the annotation of a GenBank genome assembly. NCBI's taxonomy places the organism in Eukaryota, Pelagophyceae, Pelagomonadales, Pelagomonadaceae.